GAGUGACAGCAGAUAAUGUUGGCAAAAAAAUAUCGGCUAAUCGACCUGUCGUUUGUGGUGCUGAAACAAAGCGCAAGAUUUAGAUACUGAGUAAUGGAAAAGUCAGCGUUGACAUCGGAGACUGAGCUCGUUCAUUGGCGUUUUGAUUCGUGUGAAAGUGAGUUCCAUCUUUGUAAAUCGUUGCUGGUUAAGAGAGAAUAAAUCAGUGAGCGGCUAUUGAUACUUGUGUGUCCCAUACCCACUGGUUCCACGAUGCCUCGAUGCUUCGGUUUGAUCGCUCAUUCUUGUCGCACUCGUCCCACACCACAUCGAUUGAUUUUUGCCCUCUGCUCAUGACAAGUUUGGUUUUCACUGCAAAUAUCGGCCGUCUCGAAGAACUGCUUUUCUAUCGUUAAAUCGAAUACGAAUGUUGUGAUGUCUCCUGUAUUAUCUUUUUCGCAGUUGUAAGUUGUACUAACUACUUUUGCCGUCUCUGAAGAAAUCACCCCUCAAAUACUUCUACAUGGGACUAGUUACUGACUGCAUUUAUGCUCUGUCAUCUUGGUGAAGUUUUCCUGCUCUUGAUUUUCGACUUUUUUGAGUCUUUUUCAAGACCAGCAUUGAGACCGGAAACAUGCUCAUCAUGAAAAUAUCAUUAUGGUACCCACCGCGUAUCGUGUUUCUUUGUUGAACAAGACUUAAGGCCACCAAUUUUGGAAAAGAAAGUCAGCGAUUUGUUUCUGUCUCUUUCGGCGGUUUUGACUCGUAUUACCCGGCAUCUUCGCGCACAGCCGUAUAGAUGAUCGUGGCCGAGGCAAAUGUGGAGCAACGCGUGACAACCAGCACGGUGCGUCUAAAUGGGGCAUUCUUCGCAGAAACUCCUGCGGGCGAAAACGUUGACCCGUCAGAAGAUGCAUCGAGAAAGAGUAUCCUCAUCCGGCUUGCGCAGGUGCACAAGACGAGUACAACGGGAGGGAUCACGUGGGGAGAAGGUAGUGCAGCAGCGUCAAGUGGUGUGCAAGGUGCAUGUGGUAAUAAAUCGGUGCCUGCGCGUAGACAAGACUCUGCUGACACAUUAUCUCUGUCAUGCGCCACGGCUGUAGCAGCGCAAGCUGGAAGUGAAGCUGCAAACGAUACAGGAUCCUCUGGGGAUGCGUCUGUACUUCUGGGGAGCGGAGACGAGGCCUCACAAGAACUGAGUCACAACUCGUUUGCAUCGCCUUCAAGUGCCUCCUCUUGCGCAGCGCCGCGUCUUGCUGUGCAAAAACAGCUGGAUAUAACGACGCUGGAGCAACCUGGAACAACGCUUUUGCGAGUGGGGCGUCAGGCUGAUAAUGAUCUAAUGGUUCCGGAUGCGCGUGUAAGCAGCAUUCAUUUCAUGCUCAAGGUGUCGCGGAAGAAUAAUGACAUUGUUCUAGUAGACUCUUCUACGAACGGGACGUGGCUCAACGGAGACCAAGUUCUGGCUGAAGCGGUAAAAAUAGACUCUGCAAUGCUACAACUAAGGCUAUGUGCCUAUCUUCUUUGUACAGUUCGUUUGUUUCACUGUUCCUUGGGACGGACACGCUAGUCGUUCCCAGCGUGUUAAGUUAUGCAUAUAGAUGAGGAAGCACUUUCUUUUACUAGAUACAUAGAUACAUGGAAAAUAUGAUUUCGGCUCUCGCAGGAGUUCGUCGAUAUAGUACUCAGCCAUCUGAAAGUACUUAACAGAGAUGUUCUCACGUCAGGUACCUUUGCGUGCCGGAGAUCUAAUUACCGUUCUCAAGGGCUCGGCUGUGUCGGUUUGUGAGGAAAUAAGUUUCGAAUUUUUUCGCAGCGACGACGAACUUAAUGGAGUUUGCGAUUCUGGUGAGAAUACCGUAGGACACGAAAAUGCGUUUGAUGCACUGGAUACGACGAAGGAUCACAUCGCUGAAGAGCCCAGCGAUGCCGGCGUCGUCGCGGUGAGUAGUAGGAGCUCGAGUCGUCAGGAUACGCCGACCCCGCGCCGGUCGCGUCUCUCUCGGAGUCAGCCUAUCCGCUUGCCGUCCACCGCGGGUGAUGCGUGCAGCGCUGAUGGAAGCUUUCGAGAACGCCAACUGCGGCGUUUACGGAGGCUCCACCGGUACGAGUUUUCGACGCCCAGUCGCACAGCGAACAAGACAGGGAGAACCUCGACUACGGGAACAAGUGCGUACGUGCCGCAUGAUGAUGACAGCGGAACUCAGAGAAAGUCCACAUCGGCCUCUUCGUCUGCCGUGAUUAACGGGCAAGGUUACAACUCGAGUUGUGAGAUGGGAAGAUUCGAUGAAGGUACGGGUCAACAAGGCAACGAUGACGAGCAAAAGUUUUCCGUUGAAACCUCAACAGCUGCCUCCUCCUUACCUGCAGUGCCCGCAGUUUUUUCUAUGCGGCUUUCGAAUGGCACCGCGUCAGCGAGUGCGGUCCAAAGUGGAGAGAUUGAGGCUGACAGUCCUGGCGGAGGCGGUGCGUCGGAAUUGACGAAACGGGGCGAAAGCGCAGAGCGUGCUCUCACCAGUGGGGAACAGACGGCAGGAGGAGGGCAAUCGCAUGCUGAGAUCAGUCGCGAUGGCGGCGGCGGUCCGGCUUGCCGAGGGAGCUCCAUCGCGCCGCCUCCCGAUGAUGAUGUUGAUCCCGAACAAGAUGGAAGCCGCGCAAGUGCGCCUGCAACUAGCGUCCCGGAAACUGGUAGAAUUAAGGCUUACCCUAAUCGAUCUCUAUCGAGAUCCCUCAACCGCAUGCUGCCCAAUACCAGGGGAAUAGUGACGCAUACGCUUGAGGGAUUUCCACGGAGAUGAACUAGGGUCAGGCCUAAUAGUGCUGAGGAUCAAGAAGAUUGUACUGCCGCGAUGCAGACAGAAGAGGCUGCAUCUGGCCCGCACGAAGAAAAGACCAAACAAGGAGCGAUGAUAAGAAAACCCGAAAAUAUGGAAGAGAAGUCGACUCGUCUCAAACUCCGUGAUGAGCUGCUCCAAGACAUAUCUUGCGGAAUCUGUGCGGACGUUUUGCACAAGCCGGUUUGUCUGGUCCCCUGCCUGCACAAUUAUUGCAAGGCGUGCUACAUCGAGUGGGUGCAUACUUCCGUCGUCAUGGCGCGGUCCAUCUCCUGCCCGAAGGAGGUUUGUCCGCUUUGCAGAGCCGAGGUGACCCAUAGGCAACCGAACUGCCCACUGUUGGGUAUCAUUGACACGUUUCUGAAGAACCAUCCUGAGAAUGCCCGUCGUGACUUGGACGAGCUAGACCGCAAAGAAGCGGAGCUUUCUCGAACGAAGGAAUGGCUGCAACGCUUUCCGCCAAACACUCCAGGACGACGUCGACCCCGCGGUCUUUUGAGCACCGUUUUCAGUGCUGCUUUCCCGUCCGGCAGAGAGGCAGUCCGCGCCGUCCCUAGCUCGGGAGGUCCAAGUGUAACAACGACUACACCCCCAGGCGGACUUGCGGAGGGCGGCAGUGUGACGGGCGGAGGCAGAACAAGCAAUAGUGGAACUGCGGCACGUGGAACUGGUGCUGGAAGAGUUUCUAGAAGUGCCGCAGCCGGAGGAGCGAUAUCUCACCGUGAAAACCAGUCUCCUGGAAGAACGAGAGGCGGCGUCGCGGGAGACUCUAGUGCCAAUCGACGCGGAGUCCAACAGGAGCCCUAUGCGGGACGCAGUGCGGUUGGCGCGCGCCCUGCGCAGGCGGAGGUGCCAAUGGUCGGUGGUAGUGCAUCGGGUUCCGCAGCGUGUGUCUUGAUGUGA
This is a messenger RNA of Amoebophrya sp. A25, 3716 nucleotides long. The record is from the annotation of a GenBank genome assembly. NCBI's taxonomy places the organism in Eukaryota, Dinophyceae, Syndiniales, Amoebophryaceae.